This is a messenger RNA of Drosophila grimshawi, 1440 nucleotides long. RefSeq lists its product as uncharacterized. The record is from RefSeq and is a predicted model, not a curated record. The transcript has a single exon. Bases 1 to 1440 code for a protein of 479 amino acids. NCBI's taxonomy places the organism in Eukaryota, Metazoa, Arthropoda, Insecta, Diptera, Drosophilidae.
AUGUUGACUGAACUACAUGCACUUCAUAUAGUGUUUAUAACGGCCUCGCAACCCAGUGCCUGGCAACAGGAUCUCUAUGCUUACUGUUUUCGGGAGGGGUUCAUCAAUGUGCUGCUCAUCCAUAAACUUAAUCAAACAUUGUCACUUUAUAGUUACAAUCCGUAUCCGGAAAUACGCAUCACAAAACUGGGACAAGUUGGAGAUUACCUCAAUAGAUGGCACCAACUACGAGACCUUCAGCAAUAUCCAAUUCGCAUAAUUUCCUUUGAAAGUAUACCACGAACUUUUCGGUACGUGAAUCGUCGUGGACAGUUGGUCCAAUCAGGGUAUAUGCAUCAUGUAUUCUUGGAAUUUGCCCGACGUCACAAUGGUACAGUCAUGAUCCUAAAGGAGCUAAAAUUUUCGGAAAUAUACGAAAAUUAUUUGGUCUACUUGAAAAAUAAGACCAUUGACGUUAUCUACAAACCAAUGGAGUCGGAGUUGGGUACAUCAGGCACCACGUCACUGUAUUUACUCAAAAUGCAUAUUAUGGUGCCUCAUGCUCGACCCAUUGCCAGCUAUAUUUACCUCACACGCCCUUUCACUUGGACUGUUUGGCUGGCAGUGAUUGGUUCAAUAGGAUACGGGAUGCUUAUGCUUUGUAGAACCAAUGGCAAUAGAGGCCCUGAGAUUGGGAGGCAUUUUUUGCAUAGCUGGUGUCAUAUAUUGUAUGUGGCUCAGCCAAUGAUCAACAUCGCGAAUUGGCAACAGUAUGCGAUACACUUUAUACUGAUCAGCAGUGGACUUAUUUUGACAACCUCUUAUCUGGCGCAGCUAUCAAGUAUGCUUACAGCGGGUCUGUUUGAGCCACAGUACAAUACUCUCGAGGACUUAGCUCGUGCACCAUAUAAGCUUAUAAUGUCCGAAUACUUUGCGAAUUAUUUAAUGCAUUCGGAUUCUGUGCCACCUGUAGUCCGGAAUCAUAUUCAAACUGUACCUUCAAGUGUUGUGGAAAAUGCUCGCCUAUCUCUGAAUACUAGCUUUAUGUAUAUUGGCUAUUCUGAUCGCAUUAGAGGUAUUCUGUAUCAACAGCACUUGCUGAAAGUUCCACGGUUCAAAAUGAUGACGCAGAGCUUGUGCGAUGGUCUCAUGUCCUUUCCAGUCGCCCCUGGUUUGCCCUACCUGAAUAUACUUAAUAUUUAUAUCAGACGCAUUUUUGAGAGUGGCAUAUUGAAAAAGAUGAGGAGCGAUUCUUGGCGAGAUGUAGUUAAAAGCGGCAUAACUAAGCUAAUGAGAGGUGAUGGAGUGGAAGAAAAACACUAUGAUUUGGAGUUCUACUUCUAUGUGUUUGCCUUAUGGGCUAUCGGCUUGGGAUUGUCUGUACUGUGUUUCAUUCUAGAGUUACUCAGAAAGCGAAUGACACUACAAAAUAGUCAGACGAACGAGGGUCAUUUCAAUUGA